This is a messenger RNA of Parnassius apollo (apollo), 909 nucleotides long. NCBI's taxonomy places the organism in Eukaryota, Metazoa, Arthropoda, Insecta, Lepidoptera, Papilionidae. The record is from the annotation of a GenBank genome assembly.
AUGAGUUUGCAGCGCAGUCCUCCUACUGGAUCGCACCUCGACCUCACCAAGCUACGGGAUUUUGACUCUUCACAAGGCAUUACCCUCAGAAAGAAAAAAUCCCCCGAGUGUGAAAUUACUGGUUUCCGCGAGGAGCUGAGUAACUCGCUUUCUUCAUAUCGUCGUGACAUGUCCGAGACGUUAGCAGCUUUUAAGGAAAGUAUGAUGGCAUCACUAAAGGAACUGCUUGACCAGCAAAGUGACAAAAUAUGCAAGUUGUGUGAGGAUAUCAGUGAUGUGAAGCAGCAUAUGUCUUACCUGAAUAAAACUACCGAAAACAUGUCCUGUGAAAUUAAUGACAUUAAAGUUAACAUAACGACCCUGAAUAAACAAAUUGAAUCGACAAAUAUGAGAGUAUGUACCCUAGAAAAAGAAUUGUCUGAAAAAAACCACGUCAUUACCUCCCUAUCCACACAGCUCGGCGACAGAGAGCAGCAAGGUCGCUUGAAUAAUUUGGAGAUUGCCGGAAUCCCGUUCAAGAGAAGCGAAAACCUCAAUACUAUCCUAAACUGCAUCGCAACUAAGGUUGGAUUCAUAAUAUCACCUUCUGAUGUCGACUAUAUUCACAGAGUCAGGCGAUAUCCUCGUAAUGAUGAUAAUAAGAAAACCAUACUUGGUCGAGAAUCAUCUGACAUCCCGAAUAUCAUAGUACGAUUUACUCAAAGAAAAAGAAAAUCCGACAUGUUGGCGGCAGUGCGCGUGCGCCGCGGCCUGACUACAGCUGACUUAGGCCUGGACGGCGCCUCAAGACCGGUUUUUAUUAAUGACCAUCUGGCACCACAUAAUAAAAUCUUAUUUGGAAAAGCGCGUAAACUAGAUGCGAUCGAGACUCUUUUUCCACGCAAUGCACGCGUGGCGGUGGCGUCAUAA